AUGCCUAUCGUUCGCAUUAAAUACUUCCCAGAGGAAGCUACAUCCGUUGAUGUUCGCCGGUUCUUCAAGAAGAUCGAAAUUCCUGAUGGAGGAGUCCACAUCAUAGGCGGUCCGAAAGGACUUGUCUAUGUAAAUCUCCACAAUGAUGAAGAUAUGCAGCUCGCCUUGGAAAAAGACGGAAAAAAGCUCUCCCCUGAAGAAGGCGAGCAUAUGUACAAGGUGAAAGUUACAGAGAGCAGCGAAGAGGAGAUGAAAAAAGUCAUCGCUGAAAUCACGGCCGGGCUGGAUCCCGAAAAAGCGCCACGCGAAAUCACACCACCGCCAGAAAAUGAUCUUUUCGUUCGUUUAUUCGACUUGCCAGACGGUGCUACGGCCGAUGAGAUUGUUCCAUUUUUCAAGGGAAUAAAGAUUGCUCAGUUCAAGAGAACAGAAUGUGGAAGCUUUCUGGUCAAGUUUAACUCCCCUGGUGACAAGGAUCGCGCUUUGUCUUUUGAUCAGAAGCUUUUUGGAACCAAAUUUGUCAAAGUGAACCAUUUGGACUGUGAAAUCUGGGAGAAGCUCGAUGGAGACGUUAUAAAGCCUAUUUACCAAUCCGAAAACAACAAGAGCUCAGACGAAGAGACGCAAGAAAUUGGCAAGGUCGCAUGCGUUUCUGAUAUUGAAUCGAGCUGCGUGAAGAUUUCCGGUCUCGCACCAGACGUCACAAGAGAUGAUCUGGUCUCUGGACCUUUGAAAAACUGUUUGAUAGCAAAAUACGGCUUGUAUAUCGAAACCCACGGCAAGAGGCUAUGCUCGGGUGACUGCUACAUUGAGUUUGUUGAUCAGCAAACGCGUGACCGGGCGAUCCUCCACACUCAGAAUGCCCAACUGAACGGCUCUAUAAUCUCCUCCGAAGCAAUUACAGCCGAAGAUAUGAAAAAACAAGUCCAGAAUCAUCGAAAACAACUGAAAACUAACGAGUACAAUCGACGAAAAGCGAUUAAAGAAAGACGAAAGAAAGAAGACAUAGAAUUGGCGAAGCGUGAGGAAAGGCUAAAAGAACAGGAAGAAGAGUGCAAACGAGUACGACAAGCGUUGAUCAAGGAAAUGCAACUGACAAAAGAUCCGAAAAGAAGAAGUAUGAUUAAAGCUUCGUUGGAUAGGCUCCGCGAGGCUCCAGAGCUGGAAAAUGAAGAGAACCUACCACCUCCUCAAGAAGGGUUCAAGCAGGGCACGAAGAUCAAUCUUAAUUUGGCGCAAGAGCCUGAACAAGAGUCUGUUUUACAACGACUCCAACGAGAAAAGACUCAAAAAGAAAAAAUGGCGCUGCAGGAAGAGCUGGAAAAGAAAAAUGAAGAGGUCAAAACUGCCAAAAACACGAUGAAUAUGAUGCUUAUGUCGAACAUGGCGACAUGCAUGAUGUUGCAGAAUCAGAAAAGUGCGCAGCCUACUUCGCAACCGACUUCAAAACCAAGUCAAGCAUCUCAACCGCAACUGCAAAAACCCGUUCAAAUGCAACGACAACCGAAUGAUCCAAACGACCAAGACUUCCAGCCCGCUCAAACUACACCUACACAAGGCCCUCCACCCGCGAAAGCACCAAGAGUACAAAGCGUUACUUCUGCCACUGGUCCCCAUCCUUCUUACAAACCAUACACGCCAAAACCAGUUCAAAAGCUCGGACCGAAAGCGCCUGUACCUUCGAAGCCGCAACUAGCAACGCCAAACCAAAAUAGUCCGUAUAAUCCGUUCAAUAAUGGCCCUGCUGAUAGCUUUACAAGCAUAGAAAUCGAUUUGACUGGGCCUGAUAUUGAGGAAACCUCUCCUAUCGUAUACCAUUCUGCUCCGAAACUCACAAACUCACGUCAAAAUGCGUCUGCUCCUAAACCUAAGGCUUUAUGGGCUGCUCCACCUGCGCCAGGUUGGGACAAUGCUGCUCCUCAGGCCCGAAACUCGGCUCAACAUUCUCAAGAGCACCUUGUUGGCGGGAAUAGCGGCGCUGUAUCGGAAAACACGGCUGAUCCGUUCACACAAGACGACAUAAUGAACUACGAUCUUCCAACAAGUUUUGGAGGUGCUCAAGCUGGACAGGAAGAAGCCGCUGAAGAAGAAAAUGAAAUGGCGGGUUUCGAUCUUCCUAUGAGCUUUGGAAGCACUUCUAAGGCUUUCAACAAUCCAGACGAAGAGGAUGAAGAGAUGAUUACAUAUGAUCGUGGGUAUGGAGGCAAUAACAGAGGCGGAUACAACAACCGCGGCGGUUUCAACAACAGAGGCGGUCGUGGUGGCCGAGGAGGGUUCAACAAUCGAGGUGGUGGAAAUCGCGGACGAGGUGGUUAUUCUGACCGCGGUGGACGAGGCGGAGGCCGUGGUGGCAAUCGUGGUGGCAAUCGCGGUGGCAACCGUGGCGGAAGAGGUGGCUACUCUGAUCGUGGUGGACGAGGGGGGUACUCUGACCGCGGAGGACGUGGAGGAUCGUCAAAUAGAGGUGGCUACAACAACCAUUCCGGUUAUCAGUCCAACAACCACGCUCCAGUCAAUAGCAACAAGGGCGGUUACAAUAGUCACGGCGGCUACCAAUCCCACAGCAAUGAUAAUGAUGGGGGCUACAAUAGCCAUGCUGGAUAUCAGUCAAACAACAACGAUGCUGGCUAUGCAGGACAGUCGACCGUCACAUAUGGCGGGGGCACUGGAAAGUACUCUGGUUAUUCUGACCAGCAAAAUGGGUAUGACAACAACGAUGGAUACUCAAAUCAGCAGAAUGAGUAUAACAACAACGAAGGAUACUCGAAUGAGCAGUCAUACGGUCAGAGAAGUCGAGGUGGUGGCAAGUCUUGGACUCCAAUGGCAAACAAUGUGAUUCAACCAUUCACCGGCGGAAACUACUUAUGA
Messenger RNA from Oikopleura dioica, 2868 nucleotides. NCBI's taxonomy places the organism in Eukaryota, Metazoa, Chordata, Appendicularia, Copelata, Oikopleuridae. The record is from the annotation of a GenBank genome assembly.